UCAACACGCUUUGAAUCGUCUUACCACUGAUAAAAGCCUAGGUACGAAAUCAUACAUAUACAUGCACAGAGAGAGAAAAAUUACUCCCUUCCUCGCGUAUGAGAAAUUCCCUCGUCAUCGCGACAUCUGUAUGCACCCCAACUUUGCUUCUGCUGCAGGCCCGGGGUGGACUCCAGAUUACGGUGCACCAAGAUAUCUGAGAGCUUUUCAAAAAGCAUCAUUUUGAAGGUUCACACAGAACUUCACCACCACCAUCACCCGCGAACCAGUUUGAGAUUAGGGUAGGGAGAGUUCGUCCAUUCUCAAUAGAACGUUUAUAAAAUCAUUUCACCGGCGCGCGCGGGCAAGAGAGAGAGGGUGUUGGACUGAUGAUGCUACUACUGCCUGCGCCUUCCGCUUCACCCACUCUCUCUCUCUCUCCCUCUCCCUCUCCCUCUCCCUCUACUCUCGCUCCAAGUCCUCUGUCGCUCUACUGUAUCUUUCUCUCUCCUUCUCCCUACCACUGCUGCUUGCAACCACGAUUGUCUGCUCCAGUCCCAGUCCCCCAGGCUUCUCUCCCUCUCGCGCGUCCCCGUCGCCGCCCUGCUAGUCUUUCUGCCUGCCACUACCUACCUACAAACGAUAGUGCUGUGGGUGGACUGCACCAUCCAUUCCCGUCAAGGCCGCGCUCCCUCUGUCUCUCCCUCUAUCUCUCCCAAAGCCGCCAGUCACAGUCCGUCCGUCCGUCGUCUCGUCUCCAGCCCUCUAUCCAUUCACGGCUUGCUCGUCGCAAAACACCGCAUCUCCAUCACUAUCCAUCAACGCCAUUCGACAUUCACGACUUCACCCAUCCUGUACAAUUCUUCACGCCUUUUAUUUGAGACUCGGUCUGUCGACACCGCCCUGUUAAGCAAGCAUCUGUUGUUCAAUUGUGAUCAACAGAUGCAGUGCUCGUCGGUCGAUUU
Molecule: messenger RNA, 944 nt
Organism: Dissoconium aciculare CBS 342.82
Lineage: Eukaryota; Fungi; Ascomycota; Dothideomycetes; Mycosphaerellales; Dissoconiaceae
Exons: 2
Coding region: 369-860 (163 amino acids)
Source: RefSeq, a predicted model, not a curated record